Sphaerulina musiva SO2202 is the source of this 2016-nucleotide messenger RNA. RefSeq lists its product as uncharacterized. The transcript is spliced from 2 exons. The record is from RefSeq and is a predicted model, not a curated record. Bases 235 to 1692 code for a protein of 485 amino acids. Lineage: Eukaryota; Fungi; Ascomycota; Dothideomycetes; Mycosphaerellales; Mycosphaerellaceae.
UUUCCACAGCUCCACCACCACUACCGCCUCUUUCACUUUCCCACACUUGACACUUACAGCACCUCGACACCUCCGUAUUCCGCGCUGGAAUCCUGCGAUUAAACACCCGUCUUUAUCUACCUGCCAGCGGCACAAACACAGGCACAGGCGCACUCCAGCUCAGGAGGUGGCCUCCGGGAGAACGUGCACAGGACAGGACACACCAAGGACGCAGGCCGGCGGGAAAGAAAGAGGAUGGCGAGUGCCGAAGUGGCCAGUAGCCCCGCCGCAGAGCAGCGACCACUGAAGCGCCGACCCUUUGCCAAUUUCGUUAAACGCCUGACACAUUUCAAGAGCAGCGACCAGAAGAAGGAGGAGAAUGGGAAGAAGGCGUACGGUGGCGGAGCUGCAAAGUACAAGAAGAACAACAGCCUCCCCGGCAAGAACAACCCGUAUCCGCAGUCGGGACAUCUACACGAGGAGGUGCAACACGCCAGUCAACCCUCCUUGGGCACUUCAACACGCGAACCGUACGAGCGGGACUCUAGCUUGUCACUACCACAGAACCCGGUACACGACCAAGAGGGGCACAAUGGCCACAGUAACAAGAGUGGAGCACCCACGCUUGCGACAAAUGCCGAGACCGUGCACAGCGACGCGGGAAAUAGCAGAGCCGUGACUACAUCCACGGGUGCCGGUGCAUUGAGUACCGCAGGCGCCAAUAGCACAUUCAGCUCGCCCAACCACAGCCUUCAUUCCCUCGCGACCACGCUGACCACGAUCCAAUCGACCGGCACUCCAGUGAAUGGAGCUCACGGCUCUCUGCAUUACAACGGCCAAAGCCAGCCCAAUGGCUCUCAAUUCUCCCACCAAUAUCCUGUCUCUCCAGGUCCAUCCGCAGCCAUAACCGCCUCUGCCAUUCCACGGCAUCUACACACCGACUCGACGUCGGUAGCCAACACCCCAGCGACCUACAACUCUGCGACAGCCAAUAAUAUGCUCUCCGACAACGCAAGCAUUCUCACACUGGCAUCUUCGUCGAAGCGCCGACGCCGAAGCAUGGACACGGACGCUUCUGUCCGUGCUUUAGCGCCCGGCUCAACCUUUGGCGGAAGUCGCGAAUCGCUCCCACUGAGUGUGCUCAGCGGAGGACAAGAAACUUCGCGUCAGUCUAUCGGUGGCAUACCAGGAUCUGCCUCUGCAGAACGUGCUUCUGUAUACUCCUCUUCGGGUCUCGCGAGGGAAGUCCCAGCGCACGCCACUGCUCUCCCAUCCGAGCGCGGCUCCUACUACAACCGACCGGGUGAUGCCAAGUCUCUGAGAUCCAUCACCAACAUGGGCGCGAACAAAGACGACGCGCGAUCCAUCAGCGGUAGUCAUUACGGUCUGGACGCCCGUUCACAGUACGAUGCCAAGAGUCUGCACGAUGUCUCGAGUGUGAGAAGUGUGGAGGUGGCGAAGAGUGGUGGCGCAACAGCAGGCGGACUCGAUGCCGCAAGUGAGCGAGACGGAGGUGGUCAUCAGCAUGCCAGGAACGGUAGUAUCCCUGGGAGCAUAGGUGGCGGUGCAACAUACACUCCCAGUCUGUUGCGACAAAUCAGUGGCGCUGGGAGCUUGGAUGUGCAAAGUCGAAGGAGCAGUGGUUGGGAGGAGGCGGCCGACAAGGAGAACGAGACGGACACCAAGGACAGCAAGAAGCAGCAGCAAGACUAGGUCUCUUGUGAUGCGGUGUUUUACGAGGACGGAGUGGGACGACGAGCGAAGGGUCUGGCGCUUUCUGUGGAUUUGAUGUGUAUGAUGGACCAGGGUAGGAGGAGACAUCUGACUGAGCAGGCGCGCUUAAGAGCACGCAGGUUGGAGGCUUUGCAGUACUAAAGUUCAUUUAUGCACAGAUGGCACGAAGGACGAAGUGGAUGGUACGUCGGCGUUGGCGUUGGAAUGGCACAGGAGGGACAGUAGCAUGCAUGAUACCCCACCAAUUCGAUCAGGUUUUUUGUACGAUUAUCGAGUUGGAAUAUUUCCCAUCUAUGCAAGCUG